CGGCACCACUACCGGGCCCAGUCGCUCGGCAGUCCCGCGGGCCCGCAGCAGCGCCUGCGCCGCCGCCCGCCAGCUCUCGCCGUCCCCCGAAGCUUCGUGAAGAUUCCGGAAGGCUCCGGCCGGCUCUUUCCGCCGCGGGACCUGCCCCGCCCCCGGUGCUGCUGCCCGGCUUCCUUCCUUCCUUCCCUCUUCCUUCCGCCGUGUUCCGCCGAGUUCGGCUCGCCCGGGCGCCAGGGCAGGAGGUGCUGCGGCCAUGUCGCUGCUGUGCUACAACCGGGGCUGCGGGCAGCGCUUCGACCCCGAGAGCAACACGGAGGGUUCAUGCACAUACCAUCCAGGUGUGCCUGUUUUUCAUGAUGCUCUCAAAGGUUGGUCAUGUUGUAAGAGGAGAACAACGGACUUUUCUGACUUCUUAAGCAUUGUGGGCUGUACAAAGGGUCUCCAUAACAGCGAGAAACCUCCUGAGCCUGUUAAACCAGAAGUCAAAACUACCUCUGAACGAAAGGAGCUAGCUGAACUGAAACCUAAAUUUCAAGAACACAUAAUUCAAGCACCAAAGCCAUUGGAAACAAUUAAGAGGCCAAGCCCAGAUGAGCCAAUGACAAAUUUGCAGCUGAAAGUGUCAGCUUCCUUGAAACAAGCUCUCGAUAAACUGAAACUGUCAUCAGAAAAUGAAGGGAGAAGAGAGGAAGAUAGUGAUGAAAUCAAGAUUGGGACGGCAUGUAAAAAUGCAGGCUGUUCAAAAACAUACGAAGGACCACACAGCACAGAAGAAGUAUGUAUAUACCAUUCUGGUGUACCUAUAUUCCAUGAAGGGAUGAAGUAUUGGAGCUGUUGUAAAAGAAAAACUUCUGACUUCAAUACAUUUUUAGCUCAAGAAGGCUGCACAAGAGGCACACACGUAUGGACUAAAAAGGAUGCAGGUACAAAAGUAGUUCCAUGCAGGCACGAUUGGCACCAGACUGGAGGAGAAGUGACUAUUUCUGUAUACGCUAAAAACUCCGUCCCUGAUCUGAGCUAUGUAGAAGCUAAUAGCACAAUGGUAAAUAUCCAUAUUGUAUUUGAAGGAGAAAAGGAGUUUCAUCGCACUGUGAAGUUAUGGGGAGUGAUUGAUGUAAAGAGGAGUUAUGUGAACAUGACUGCUACAAAGAUUGAGCUCACCAUGAGAAAAGCAGAGCCCCUGCUAUGGGCAAGCCUGGAGUUACCAGUAUCCAACACACAACCAAAACAGGAGGGUUCGGAUCAAUAACGAUUCCAAGAGACAAGUUAUUUCUCAUGAUGAAGUGGUGACUUGCUACUGUAAUCAAAUAUUUAACUUUUAUAUAGAUCUCUUUUUUUUUUAAUGCUAGAUCAUCUGUUCCCUUUUAGAAAGAAAUUUGACGCACAGUAAAUGGGGGUGUAAACUUGAAUGGGUAACAGUUAUUUCUGCUCUUGUUCCCAUGGGUAUGUUUAUGCUAGAUGCAGUGUCUCUCUGGGAAUUUAGAGUAAACAGCUAUUGCCCUUUGCUUGCAACCUUCCUUACCAUGCACUGGCUAUCCCAGUAGAUGUGCUCUCUGUUCACAGUGGGUUUCUCUAUUUUUCAGCUGUUCUGUUUAGACUGGAUGCAUUAAGUUGCCUGUGUUAAAUUCACCACUGUUAAGAAGCAUACAUUAAUGCAGAUAAAAAAAAUCUGAGUUUGAACUGAUUAGCAUGCAAUUCCACAUCUAAAGUGAAAGGUUACAUAAACAGAAAUAUGAAGUUGUAGACUUUCAUGUUCUGAAAUGAAGGUUUGUUUCAAUACUGUUGGCUGUGGAAGGAUGAAAUAAUUGAUAUUAUUCCAAGGAUUUCAGUACUUGCUGACUCCUGCUGUCUUUCAUGUGUCAAAGCAGAUCGGGUUAAAAUUUUAAAAACGGUGGCAAGAAGGGAUUUUUUGUUUUACUCUUUUACAUUUGCUAUUUAAAUAUAAAAGCAAAUGGACAGUGAAUUGGCUAUAUAAUUUAGCAUUUCAGCUGUGAAGAGUAUGCAAACAACAAACUAUUGUAAAAUUACCAAAGUGCUGUAUAUAUUUGACAGCCUUUAGAACAUAUAGUCUGUUGUAUUUUACAACACUGAAAAUCUCAAGACUCUUCUCAAAGUAGGUUGAUACGUGGUAUGUAGGAGAAGCCAGCACACCCUGUAGGUGUCUUGGUAAAACAAUUUCCUUAUAGAUGUGUGUAUCUCCUGACUCUGAGGAUGAUCAAGGAUGGUCAUCUAAGAACUGUAGUUAUAUACAGGACAAAUCUUGGGAGAAACAACGUGCUUUAAAAUGUCUGUCUCAAAUUGUAAUUGUACCUUUGAAUCAAAAUACUUUAAAAGAAUACUUACCUUUUGAGUAGACCAUUAUUAGAAAUGAAUACCAUAGUUUUUUUUCAGUUCAUCAGUAAAGGUACAUGGCUGAAAACAGGAUAGCUUAAAAAUUAGAUUUUUUAAAAUUUUUUUUUAUCCAAGCAACAACAUACACGGUAAGGCUGCUUUCUAUUUCUGCUUGGAAUAGUUUCUUAAUUUUGGCUUGCAGGUGAAAUAAAAAAGAUUUCCUAUAAAAGUAAUAAAAAUGCACACCAUUAUUUAUUGUGCCUAAUCAUAUAUAUGUAAACAGCAGGUCUUGUGGACUGUUAAAAUGCAUGGAUACUCAUCUACCAGCCUUGGCAGACCUGGAAUAGUGUCAGGAGAAACACAGGGUGUAGUAAAGGCAUUCUGAAGUGAAAUAACAGAUUUCUAAGAAUCUUGCUGUUUUCCAGUAGUAUGAAUUGACUUGAGCUCAGACUUCUAACAGUACUUGAAGUCCUACUUCAUGCUUAAAGUAGUAGGAAGUACAUUACCAAAGAAGCCAUCCCUGAAGACCAAGAAAGUAACACUGGUGAUAAAUAUAUAUAUAUAUACAAAUGCAUAUAUAAAAUUGUUUUGGUGCUUCUCUACCUUCACUUCAAGAUCCUUUGUUGUUGAUUACUUAGUUUAAGCAUGGUUUCAUACUCCCUUGGACUCUUCUACAAAAUAUCAGCUCUAAGUUCUGCUGUAUAGAUUCUGUUAACCUCUAAUAAUGCCUUUUUUUUCCUCUUUUUUUAAAUUUGAAAAUGUCAGGUACUACGAAGUGAUAGGGUACAAGCUUAUAAAAUGUGUGCCUGCCAAGUGGUCCUCUGAAAAUUGAACAGAUGUUCCUUGAUGUUUUCUGAACCAACAAGUGGAGUACUUAUUAGUAUGACACUGAGAACAUCAGAGGAUAAAAAAUUCUAGAUAGCUGUAGCUACUAGCAUGCCGUCUGUGUUUGUGUGUGCAGAACUCUGAACUUGGACAGCAAAAUUAGCAGUGCUUAAACGCCAGGAUAAAGUUCUUGUUUAACAAGCAAGUUCAAAUUUGUCUAUCCAUAUGGAUAUAUAAAUAUCCUAAAUAUGUUUAAAAAAUGUGGAAAACAUGUUUUCACUUAAUUUGCAUCCUCAUGUGCAGUAGGCUUACAUAAUGUAAAAUCCAUUUUAAAGAACUGCAUGAAAAAUGGAAUUCCUUGGGAAAACAGAAUUUCUGUUUUUAAGUUGUCUUCUGCCUUAGUGCACUAAACCCUAAAUGGAGAGAAAUGUGGAUGAUUGGACCAUCUGCUGUAAAUGAUGCAGUCUUCGGGAGCCUGUAACUACUGUUACACUCUUUCAAACUAUGUUCUGCUGGUAGCUUAGUCACCUUGGCCAUAAAUGGGAGAAAGUUCCUGUAAACAUAGUCCCCAAAUUUGCUUUUGCUUUUUAUGCAUUCCUCCUGCUCUUUUCCUGUUGUUCAAACUUUCAGCACAAAAGUAACAAUACUUCAGGUUAUCUAUAAUGAGUCUCCCCAUCAGUGGCAAUACAACCACUUUUAAAACUUACUUGUUUAAAAAAGCAAGCAAACAAAUUAAGGAACCCAUAAAACUCCCACCAGAUUUGGUCAGGCAAGAAAGUAUAGAUUUUACAAUAACAGCAUAGUUUCUAUGGCCUGGGAUGCUUUUCAAAAUAAAAAGAUAAACCUUCAGAUGGCCUGGGCUGCCAUAAACUAACUGCAGCAAUUCUUAGCAGUUUUUUAUAACCAUAUGUCUGCAUCUAUCCUGAAGCUGCAAGAGGUGCAUCACUCACUGAAUUCAUGUGUUUUCAGCAGUUGCUCACAACAGGCUUCAACACAGCAAGGGUUGAUCCUUGUGUUUCAUGCAGUGACAUCUUGACAUGCAUAAUGGUAGCAGACACUUUGAUGGAAUAUUGGCUUGGCUGUAACUUUUAUUGGUAAGUGUGGAGAGAAAGUAAUGCUAGCUGUAGUGUACUAAACCAAUCACGAUUGAUACUUUCCCAAAAGCAAGACUUGUCAAGUAAGCAAAGUGAUUUUGGAUCACAAGCUUUCCCCUGUCUAAUAAUAUGACACUAAAUUGCAAACCAGUAUGAGCAGGAAUACUUGGUAUUGAAUUUAUCCUUUUUUCAUGCUUUCAGAUGUUGUGCUGUAUUUAUCAAACUGAUUAAAUUGAUACAGUCUAACUAUUUUUAUAAAUAAGUGUUUUAAGAGCUGUCGUGUGUUUCACUAUGGGUUUACAUGUUACACAUGUAAACCAGCAUGUCACAUGAGUCAGAACUGACUGUCCAGGUGCAUAUUAAAGUUCACCUUCACGAUUGCUUUAUAAUACAAAAAAUUGCAUGGAUAUGCAAGUUUAUGACAGAAAUCUUAAUCUUUUCCCUCAUGUCUAAGCCCAUUUUCCUAUCUAACAUAACAUAUUUCAUACCUGACAUUACAUCCCAGGUAACAAGUGAUAGGAUGAGAGGAAAUGGCCUCAACUGCCAGGGAGGUUUGGAUUGGAUGUUAGGAAAAGGAUUUUCAUGGAAAGGGUUGUCGGGCAUUAGAACAAGCUGCUCAGGGAAGCAGUGCAGUGACAAUGCCUGGCGGUGUUUAGAAAAAAACAUGGGUAUGGCACUUAAGUACAUGGUUUAAUGGUGAACAUGGUGGUGGUGCUACCUUGGUGUUUGGUGAUCUUAGAGGUUUUUCCCAUCUUAACAAUUCUGUGAUCUUUUAUCUGUAGCAACAUUUCUUGGAGGAAUUGGAAUUUAUGUGAAAUGUUAAUACACUGCUAAGCACAGGGCUGGUCAGCUACUCUGACUCAUAGGUCAUACAUGGCACUGAUACAAUUUGACAAAAAAAUCUUCCAUUGGAUGGUAUUCUGGAUUGUGUACAUUAUCAAGUCACCAUUUCAGUAGUUUGGGAAUUAGUUUUACUAGGAAUUUUGCCUUGGGAAAAAAAUAUACCUAUUCUACAUAAUGAUACAUUUUUGGCUUGCAUUCUUUAAACAUGGCAUGAGUAUUGAUUAAAUACUGUACCUGUUAAUGAUUGGUCUUUCCCAGUUGCUACUAAAUUUUUUUACUUUUGUUCAGGAAGGAGAUCCUUUUUAAAGUAAGUUAUGUGUCUGGAACACUGUUUUAGGGUGGUAAUAAUUUUGCCAUUAUAAGAGUCUUGAAUAACAGUUGAAGAGGAGAUGGCUUUUCGCAUGGCUGUUUGAUUCUGCACAUUCAUAAAACUUACAGCAAUUAAUCUCAUGUCUUCAUGCUCUAUUUUUUUUCUAAAUGUAUUCAAUAAAAUUCUUAUUACAUGCUGGUUGCA
Poecile atricapillus (Black-capped chickadee) is the source of this 5607-nucleotide messenger RNA. RefSeq names its product cysteine and histidine rich domain containing 1 (gene CHORDC1). The record is from RefSeq and is a predicted model, not a curated record. The coding region runs from base 254 to 1249 and encodes 331 amino acids. The transcript has 11 exons. Lineage: Eukaryota; Metazoa; Chordata; Aves; Passeriformes; Paridae.